Molecule: messenger RNA, 1836 nt
Organism: Linum trigynum
Lineage: Eukaryota; Viridiplantae; Streptophyta; Magnoliopsida; Malpighiales; Linaceae
Source: the annotation of a GenBank genome assembly
UCACUCGAUCGAAAUGAUAAGAAAUUCUUCCUGCAACUGAAUGGUCAUUGGUUCGAAUUUGUAUAUACCCCUACUCGGAAAUUUUUUCUCCAAACCCAUGGGGGGUGCAAAGCACCCCCUCCUCUCCAAAUGGCUCUGCCACUGCUGCCACCCCCAAGAGGGACGAGACCUAGCAGCCGCAGUCAUGAAGGACCCUUGAGGAAAGUACUUGCCUUUAUAAAUCUUGGCAAGAAGCGAAUGAGGUUCAUUAAGAAUACGGCAGCCUAUCUUUGCCAGAAGAGCUUCAUUGAAAUGUUCAAAUUGACGAAAUCCCAUCCCCCCAUCAUGCUUACUCCUGCACAUGUUUCGCCAGGACACUCAUCUGAUCUUGGGACUACCUUCCUCAACCCCCCACCAAAAGCGGGCCACAUGUCUAUCAAGAAGCCGACAAAGAGCUAGGGGGAGACGAAAACAAGACAUAACAUGCAGGGGCAGGGCCAACUUUAUGAAUUUAAUCAAAGUUUCCUUCGCCGCCCACGAUAACGUCCUUUGUUUCCACCCCUGUAGUCUUUCACGAAGUUUAUCCUCCAAAUAUCUGAACGUAACCAUUUUGAAUCGAGCGACCAACAUGAAAAGCCCCAGUUAGACUAGACACAUUUGUUCUUUGCAGUGAGCACAUAGCGAACUAUUCUUUCGCCUUUCCAACAUCAUUUGUCGCCUCAAUAUUUGGACAAAAUUCCAGUUAAGCGCAAUAACACUUCCCGCUAAAUAAGGGCACAAGCAAACAAGCAAAGCAUGCUGCAAAACCCGCUAUGAUGAAACAUGUUUAGGCAAUAAAGUAGUUCUUAAUCAAUGUUCCACUUAAUGAAUUAAAAUAUAUAUAGUGAGUUAGUUGAAUGACAAUUAAUUACUAAUCAGACCACCAUUAGUGAAUUAGCAACAACUACCUCUAUCUUGACAACAUAUAGUUUUCACCCUUACAUUUCGAAAAGGGUUAUCCUUACUCCUUAGAGGGCAUUAAUGAAUAAUAAAUAGUAACGGAUGGGUAAAUUACAACUAUUACCCUCUAUAAAUGAAAAAUGGAGAAAUGUGCAUUGGAAUUGAUGAGCGGCUGGACCAGUAGAAUUAUCAAACCAAUUACAAAUAUCGAUUUGGUAAUUUGCUUUAUCGGUUUGACAUGAAACCAUGUGAACCACCUCAGUUUGACCGGUCCUCUUGUUCACUAUUUUAAUCACUCAAAAUUGAAGAAAAAAAAAUAUUAUAAUGCAAACUAAGAUUAUCCAACCUAAAUUACUAAUAUUAUUUAUGCUUCGUGCUCUUUGUUUCGCAGCCUCCUUGUUGACUUUAUGUGGUCCACUAUGAACUAACUUGCCGCCUUGAUUACUAGCUUGAAUUUAGUAAAAGAAUUUAUUAUUACUUUUUUUAGAUAGUCUGAAUGAUUUGUUAGAACUUUUGGUCAAGGAUGAUACAAAGUUAAAAUUGUUUAUGGUUAAUGAUAGAUUCAAUUAUAAAUAAGUGUAUUAUAUAUGUCUUUAAAACACAUGAACUAACCUAUCAACUAAAGGUGCUAUAACAGUUAGCCGUUGAACCAUAAACUACUAACUUUUUUCAUUUCAGCAUCCGAUCUGAUUCUUAAAACAGAGAAACCAUGUUCCAAUGCUCCAUUAUUGCGUCACCCUAUUGUUAUGGUACUUCUAAUCCAUAACAAUUAUAGCUAAUUAGUUUAAUAGUUUCAGUAUUGAGGGUGAUAUUAGAGCUAACAACAGCAUAGUUUGGCUCUAUAGUAGUAGUUACUCAAUUUCUAAACGUGGUUAACUCCAGCAUUGUUUGAUUGCUUAAGAAACAUUGUAAUUUUGA